Messenger RNA from Solanum pennellii, 494 nucleotides. RefSeq lists its product as uncharacterized. The record is from RefSeq and is a predicted model, not a curated record. NCBI's taxonomy places the organism in Eukaryota, Viridiplantae, Streptophyta, Magnoliopsida, Solanales, Solanaceae. The transcript has 2 exons. The coding region runs from base 44 to 376 and encodes 110 amino acids.
CACUUUCUAAUUUAUAAUUUGGUUUAUCAAUAUUUAUCUGCAUAUGACUGCAGCUGGAAUCACUAAGUUUUCACAGAGAUUACAACUAAUUAGAUCACAAAAAGUAUACCAAAUUAAACGCAUGAUGAGUACGUUUUCAAAUAUUGAUGACAGAGCUGAAACACGAAAAAACUCGAAGGAGAAAGAGAUAAAGAAAGAGGAGUGGUGGGUGCCACAUCCUCGAACAGGAAUUUAUUUUCCAAUAGGGCAAGAAAGAGUGAUGAAUGAUAUACCAAAUGGUGCAGCCUCUCUUCCCCAGAAUUAUUGGUUAAGGAAUGAAGAUGGUGUUGAAAAACCCGACCCGGAUUCUCCUAUUGCCUAUAAACAUUACUAUUAGUUCUUAAGUACUUAUUAGAUAAUAAAAUAAAAGACUUUGGAUCUUCCAAAAAUAACUAGUGAUCUUAUAAUAUUUGUGUGAUAUAUAUAGUUGUAAUGUAAUGUAAUAAUAAGAUACG